GGUCACAACAGAGGACAUUCUACAUUAUGCCUGACUGACAGUUCAAAAAACAUGCUUGACAGCAGCUGAAGAGUGAGCAGGCUUCAAACCAGGCCAUUUCCAAUUGCACAGAGCAGCACGAACUGUGCCUGAAGCACAGUCACAGUGUUUAUCUGAGGACAGGACUGCUCUACAGUUGGAAAUCAGGCAUCAGGGUCACAGAUGAGGUACUCAGAAAAGUGGAUGCACACCAGAGACAGCUCUCUGCUGUGCUUUGCACUGAGGUGAGAAGAAAACAAGCUUCCUGUGGCGUUCCUUCAGCAGCUUCACUUAGGGAGUGAAGCUACUGACUUUGGUCUUUCCCAUGCCUACCUCCAGGACUGAGCAGUCCUCAGACAAAUCUAUUCUAUCCAUAUACUUUUAAGCAAGAAUAGCUACAUACUUAGAUAUCAGGACUGAGAUUAAGAUCUUUCUUAUCUUUUACAAGCUUGAGUCUCAUCAUCUCAAAAGCCUCCCUGAGGAUACCAAUGUCAUCCAGAUCUGGCAGCACGAGAGACUAUGGGACUAGCGGCCAACGACAUCACUCAGCUUCCCCACCAGCCCCAGACCCCAGUGACACUGAGACUGAAGGUCUGAUCUUCUAUCACAUGGAUCUUUAUGGAUCAAAGGAGAGGUUUGAUAUCUUUCCUGAAGAGCCCUCUGGUCGAGGAGACAGAUCUCUGGGGGAUACGAGAAGGGAAUCUGCACCGAGUAGUGAAAAAGUUCAGCGCCCACAAGAAGUUGGCUAUGACUUGGAAAAGGAGGUUGCAGAGUUGGCUAAGAUGUAUGGACUUGAUGAGGAUAGAGAAAAAGAGCUUGAGCUUCUUGGAGGACGUCUGGAGAAGGUGGAGAGCAGAUGGCCACCAGCUCGCACAGAAAAAGCAGGAUUACAAGGUUCCUUAUAUAACAGAUCAAAAAGCAGCUCUUCAGUGAAAGAUCCAAGCCAAAGCACAAAGCAGCAAGGACUUCCUGAUGAGGCUUCUCAAGGUGAAAAUCAGAGCAAAGCCAGAGCAGACGAUGAGGCUGAGAGCAGCACAUGGUCCAGAGGGGGACUUAGCAGUGGUGGCAUGUCAGAUGAGUGGAACAGUCAGGCUGUCAGUGAGGAGGAGGUAGAGGAGGAGGAGGAAGAGGAGGAAGCAGCAGAUGUUUUUUGUUCCACCUGCAAGAUACCAAUCCGAGCUUUUGACAAACUAUUUGGUGAACACAAGGAUCAUGAGGUUGCUCAGCUCCCCAGUGCUGUGGAAAGUGAAAAGGAGGAGAUCCAUAAAAACAUGUGCAAGUUGGAAGAACAGAUUGCUCAGAUGGAAAAUGUUGCCAGCCAUUUGGAGGAAAUCUUCAUCACUGUAGAGGAAAAUUUUGGGAGGCAGGAGCAGAACUUUGAGGUGCAUUACAAUGAUGCAGUGCAAGUGCUUGCUCAGAAGUAUGAGGAGCAGCUGGAAGCACUGGGAGAAGAGAAGAGGCAGAAGCUGGAAGCUCUGUAUGAGCAGCUGGUCAGCUGUGGGAAACAUCUUGACACCUGCAAGGAGCUGACAGAUGAAACCCAAGAGCUUUUCCUGGAAAAUGACAAAGUUGAAUUUAUGAAGGCAGCAGUAACCAUGGUUGACAGGCUGGAAGAAUUCUUAAAGCAAGAAGUGAAUUUAGAGCUUUCAACACUGCCAGACUUUGAAGAGCGGACCAUAGAUGUCUCUGAAGUUGAACAACUAAUGAACUCCAUUAAUGCUAUUCCAGCUCCUUGUGCCCCUGUGAUCAAUCCCCAGGCUCCCAAUGCAGCAACUGGCACUUCACUGAGGGUUUGCUGGGGCCUCUUCUCAGAUGACACUGUGGAGUGCUACCAGUUGUGCUACCAACCCGUGAGCAAUGAGAGGCACAGGGAUGGGCAAGCAGAGCAUACACUAAAAGUGAAGGAAACAUACUGCACCAUUACUGAUCUGUUGCCAAAUACACAGUAUGAAUUUUGGGUCAGUGCUUUAAAUGCCUCUGGAAUCAGUCCACCAAGUGAAAGAGCAGUUUAUGUAACAGCUCCUUCACCACCUAUCAUAAAGAAUAAAAAGAUCCAAAGCUGUGAAAAUGCAGCACUGGUGUGCUGGGAAUCCAGAGACAUUAACCCUGUUGAUUCCUACACAGUUGAAUUGUCCAAGCUGACAGAUGAAGAAAAUGAUGAUAUUAUUACUGAAUCUAUUGUUGGGAUCCCUAACUGUGAAGUCCUAAUUCACCUCCAGCCAACACAAAAGUAUUACAUCUGUGUCAGAGCCCAAAACCUGGGUGGCUCCAGUGAAAGAAGUGAACCAGUCCUGAUACACACCACAGGCACCUGCUUCUAUCUUAAUGAGGACACAGCCCAUCCUUUACUGGCAAUUCUAGAUGAUGGAUUUACCAUUUCAUGUGAUGAACUGGAAAACCCAGAGUGUGAUCUGCCUGUCUAUGAUAACAGCUUUACAAGAUGCAUUGCAAUCCUGGGCAGUCUGAUCCCAUUUCCAGGAAGACAUUACUGGGAGGUGGAAGUUGAGGAAGAUACAGAGUACAGAGUUGGUGUGGCUUUUGAGAACACUCCAAGACAUGGUCACCUGGGGGCAAACAACUCGUCCUGGUGCAUGAGGCACAUCAUCACACCCUCCAGGCACAAGUAUGAAUUCCUGCACAGUGGGAUGACACCUGACAUCAGAAUUACUGUUCCCCCCAGAAGGAUUGGCAUCCUGCUGGACUAUGAGAACUGCAGACUGUCAUUUUUCAAUGCAGAUAUUGCCCAGCACCUUCACACGUUCAACUCACACUUCCAGCAUUAUGUCCACCCCUGCUUUGCACUGGAAACACCUGGUAUCUUAAGGAUACACACUGGAAUUACAACACCCCCAUGGACUGCCCUGCCAUAACCUGUGUUCUGCAGCUGCCACACCCCUGUGUAACCUGCCCUGAGCAAUGCCCUCUUUCAGCAUUAACUGCACCAUCACACUCCCUAUGAACCAGCAGUUUCCCCCUAGUAAGAGCAAAGCAACCCUGACCCAAACCAGCUGCCAAGCCUGGCAGCUUGGAAUUUACAUCCUCUUGGGAAGGAUCUUAGCAAAAAGCCACUGUGGUCACAAGAGCCAUCAGCAUCUCAGAAUUCUCACUAGAAACGGACACCUUCCUUUUCAGAGGUGAUGCUGUCACCACACAGCAGUGGCAGCUGGAUCACAGCUCCCCCAACACCCACCUGAAGCCUAGGGAACUCCCCAGUUCCAAAGCAAUCAUUGAUUCUACUCCUGAGUCUACUCAAGAGCUAAAAACUCAAAGAAAAACAAAAAUAGCAAAAGGCAUAAUCACUGUACAGCUGCUGGAGCUGAAAGCACUCCAGUCAUGAAGCUGAUCUCCCAAUCAAGUGUUCUUGUUGUGACACAAGAUAAUCAAAUAUGCUGCCCCUAUGUUUGUGCCUACAUACCCAGUAGGACUUUCUGGAAUACCCAAGCCUGCACUCCAGUCUCAAAUGUAAGCAAAAUUUUUACAGAAUGCUUCUCAUUCAUUCACCCAGGGAAAAAAAAAAAUAAGACUUUUUGCAGUGCUUGAUUGUCCUUGUAGAAAAACCUACAGCAACAUUUUUAGCUGCUUCCUUUUAGCUAUGCUCAUCUCCACUUGGGUGUACCCUCCCUCCACACUCACAAAUCUGAUCUCCCCCUCAGCAUGGAAGAAUUCCACUCCAUGCUGUGCCCUAGAACUGUGGGUGUCCAGUGAGGCUGGCAGGACUCUGGCUCAGCAUGCAGUUGAGACAUCCUUGUUUGGGUUUCAUUCCCAGACACCAAUCAAGACAGACCCUGCCUGACAAGCAGGCUUGGCCAGCUCUGAACAGCCUCAGCCAUCCAUGUCAAAACUACCUGAACUCAAUCAAGAGUCAUUAACAGAGCAGCUUUUCCACAUAUUUAUUGCACACUGAUUACAAAAAUCAUUGGUUCAAGUUUCCAUUCUAGGGAAUCACCAGGAAUAAGCAGUGGCCUCUACAAUAUGCAGGGUCUCUACAAAUAAAUGCCAUUGGCAAAACUAAAGAGAUUUUACAUAGAACUGUGUAUCAAAACCUUGUCUGUUCUUUCUCAAAUAGCGUGAAAAAAGUCUUACCAAAACAGGCCUUUAUAAACCACAAAAACAGGAGCUGACUAUGUCACUACAGCACUGAUCAGUACCAGCUGCUCUUGGAUAAACGCUUCAAAAGCCUCAGAAGAUGGGUUUAGCAACACUGAGCUAUACCAGCACAGCAUCAUUUCUCAACCUACCAGGAAUCAAGGCAUUUUCAGGGCAGAAAAGGUUGUUAUGGUCACUUUGUCACACCUGCUGUAGGCAGGCCAGAGACCUUCAGUUGCUCUGUUUGCCAGUGAGCAGAGCAGCUUGUGGCCACGUGUGCCCUGCUGAUGCUGGCAUGGCCAUGGGAACAGCAGCUCUAGGGUACAGCUCCUGUGCAGGGGAUGGAAGUGCUGAGAUAGCACCAUGCUUUGCUUCAAAAUGUACUCCUUGACUCUGGGGCCAACUUCUACCCACUGGAACAUGUUUUACCCCUAUCAGCCAAAAAACUGAGAGCCCCACUCUUAGAUACCUGAAAGAGUGUAACACACA
Zonotrichia albicollis (white-throated sparrow) is the source of this 4593-nucleotide messenger RNA. RefSeq names its product fibronectin type III and SPRY domain containing 2 (gene FSD2). The record is from RefSeq and is a predicted model, not a curated record. NCBI's taxonomy places the organism in Eukaryota, Metazoa, Chordata, Aves, Passeriformes, Passerellidae. Gene Ontology annotation, molecular function: protein binding.